This is a messenger RNA of Xenopus laevis (African clawed frog), 1056 nucleotides long. It is a transcript of the gene wnt2b.L, whose product is annotated as Wnt family member 2B L homeolog. Gene Ontology annotation, cellular component: extracellular region. The record is from RefSeq and is marked provisional. Gene Ontology annotation, biological process: system development; canonical Wnt signaling pathway; neuron differentiation. Gene Ontology annotation, molecular function: cytokine activity; signaling receptor binding; frizzled binding. NCBI's taxonomy places the organism in Eukaryota, Metazoa, Chordata, Amphibia, Anura, Pipidae.
AUGCAUUUUGCUUAUAUUUUAAUACUGCUGAUUCUGACUCCAAGAGUUGACUCAUCUUGGUGGUAUAUUGGUGCACUGGGAGCAAGGGUUAUCUGUGAUAACAUCCCUGGAUUGGUGAAUAAGCAAAGACAACUAUGUCAGAAGCACCCAGACAUAAUGCAAGCUAUUGGUGAAGGUGCCAAGGAGUGGAUCCGAGAAUGCCAGCAUCAAUUUCGGCACCACCGCUGGAACUGCAGCACACUGGACAGAGACCACACAGUAUUUGGGAGAGUUAUGCUGCGAAGCAGCAGAGAAACAGCCUUUGUCUACGCUAUUUCCUAUGCUGGAGUAGUCUAUGCAAUUACCCGAGCCUGCAGCCAAGGAGAGCUCAAAUCAUGUAAUUGUGACCCAAAAAAAAGAGGCCGCUCAAAGGAUGAAAGAGGAGAGUUUGAUUGGGGAGGCUGCAGUGAUCACAUUGACUUUGGAAUAAAAUUUGCCAAAGAUUUUGUGGAUGCCAAGGAGAAAAGAUUGAAAGAUGCACGGGCUUUGAUGAACUUGCACAAUAACCGCUGUGGGAGAAUGGCAGUAAAACGAUUUAUGAAUCUUGAAUGUAAGUGCCACGGGGUCAGCGGGUCUUGUACUUUAAGGACUUGUUGGCGUGCCAUGUCAGACUUCCGAAAAACAGGAGAUUUUCUCAGGCGAAAAUACAAUGGGGCAAUACAAGUCACAAUGAAUCAAGAUGGAAGUGGGUUUGCUGUGGCAAAUCAGAACUUUAGAAAAGCUACCAAAAAGGAUCUGGUCUACUUUGAAAACUCCCCUGAUUAUUGCGUUAUGGACAAAACAGCAGGAUCCCUGGGCACUGCCGGCAGGGUAUGCGACAAAGUUUCUAGAGGAACAGAUGGCUGCGAGGUCAUGUGCUGUGGACGGGGCUAUGACACAACCCGUGUCACACGUAUUACUAAAUGCGAGUGCAAAUUUCACUGGUGCUGUGCAGUGCGUUGCAAAGAAUGUGAGGAGACUGUGGAUGUGCAUACAUGCAAGGCACCAAAGAGAGCGGAAUGGCUAGACCAAACAUGA